Messenger RNA from Rhinopithecus roxellana (golden snub-nosed monkey), 2168 nucleotides. RefSeq names its product endonuclease V. Gene Ontology annotation, molecular function: RNA endonuclease activity producing 5'-phosphomonoesters, hydrolytic mechanism; single-stranded RNA binding. Gene Ontology annotation, biological process: DNA repair. Lineage: Eukaryota; Metazoa; Chordata; Mammalia; Primates; Cercopithecidae. Bases 31 to 1713 code for a protein of 560 amino acids. Gene Ontology annotation, cellular component: nucleolus; cytoplasm. The record is from RefSeq and is a predicted model, not a curated record. The transcript is spliced from 9 exons.
GACGUGUAGAAGGGUGCCCGGGACGAAACCAUGGCCCAGGAGGCGGCGGGAUGGCUGCCGGAGGAAACGCUGUCACUGUGGAAACGGGAGCAAGCUCGGCUGAAGGCCCGCGUCGUAGACAGGGACACCGAGGCGUGGCAGCGAGACCCCGCCUUCUCGGGUCUGCGGAGGGUCGGGGGCGUUGACGUGUCCUUCGUGAAAGGGGACAGUGUCCGCGCUUGUGCCUCCCUGGUGGUGCUCAGCUACCCUGAGCUCGAGGUGGUGUACGAGGAGAGCCGCAUGGUCAGCCUCACAGCCCCCUACGUGUCGGGCUUCCUGGCCUUCCGAGAGGUGCCCUUCUUGCUGGAGCUGGUGCAGCAGCUGCGGGAGAAGGAGCCGGGCCUCAUGCCCCAGGUCCUUCUUGUGGAUGGAAACGGGGUGCUCCACCACCGAGGUUUUGGGGUGGCCUGCCACCUUGGCGUCCUUACAGACCUGCCUUGCGUUGGGGUGGCCAAGAAACUUCUGCAGGUGGAUGGGCUGGAGAACAACGCCCUGCACAAGGAGAAGAUCCGACUCCUGCAGACUCGAGGAGACUCGUUCCCUCUGUUGGGAGACUCUGGGACUGUCCUGGGAAUGGCCCUGAGGAGCCACGACCACAGCACCAGGCCCCUCUACGUCUCCGUGGGCCACAAGAUGAGCCUGGAGGCAGCUGUGCGCCUGACUUGCUGCUGCUGCAAGUUCCGGAUCCCAGAGCCCGUGCGCCAGGCUGACAUCUGCUCCCGAGAGCACAUCCGCAAGUCGCUGGGACUCCCCAGGCCACCCACACCGAGGCCUGCUGUGGGCGCUGUGCGGACAUGGAAUCACUGUGUCUCUGGAGACAGACCUGCUGUGAGCGCUGUGCAGGAGUGGAAUCACCGUGUGUUUCAGGACAGACCUGCUGUGGGCGCUGUGCGGACGUGGAAUCACCGUGUGUCUCAGGACAGACCUGCUGUGGGCGCUGUGCGGACGUGGAAUCACCGUGUGUCUCAGGAGACAGGCCUGCUGUGGGCGCCGUGCGGACAUGGAAUCACUGUGUCUCUGGAGACAGACCUGCUGUGGGCGCCGUGCGGACAUGGAAUCACUGUGUCUCUGGAGACAGACCUGCUGUGGGCGCUGUGCGGACGUGGAAUCACCGUGUGUCUCAGGACAGGCCUGCUGUGGGCGCCGUGCGGACAUGGAAUCACUGUGUCUCUGGAGACAGACCUGCUAUGGGCGCUGUGCGGACGUGGAAUCACCGUGUGUCUCAGGACAGGCCUGCUAUGGGCGCCGUGCGGACGUGGAAUCACCGUGUGUCUCUGGAGACAGACCUGCUAUGGGCGCUGUGCGGACGUGGAAUCACCGUGUGUCUCAGGACAGGCCUGCUGUGGGCGCCGUGCGGACAUGGAAUCACCGUGUGUCUCAGGACAGGCCUGCUGUGGGCGCCGUGCGGACAUGGAAUCACUGUGUCUCUGGAGACAGACCUGCUAUGGGCGCCGUGCGGACAUGGAAUCACUGUGUCUCUGGAGACAGACCUGCUAUGGGCGCCGUGCGGACAUGGAAUCACUGUGUCUCUGGAGACAGACCUGCUAUGGGCACUGUGCGGACGUGGAAUCACCGUGUAGUCUUUUCUGUCUGGCUUCCUUCUCUUGGCAUAAUGUUUUCAAGAUGCUCCUGCAUCGUGCCAGGUGUCAGAACCUCCUUCUUCUUUAUGGCUGAGUCAUAUUCCAUCAUAUGGAUCAGGAUAAACAUUUUGUUGAUCUUGGUAGAUAUUUGGGUUUUUUUCUAUCCAGAGCUGUUGUGAAUAAUGCUUCAGGGAAGACUGAUGUACAAGCUUUUGUGUAAACAUGUAUUCAGCUGCCUUGGGCAUAUACUUAGGAGUAGAAUUUCUGGGUCAUGUGGUAACCCUGUGUUUAACUUUCUGAGAAACUGCCAGACUUUUCCAUAGCAGCUCCAUCAGUUCACAUUCCCACCAGGAAUGCCCAAGGGUUCCAGGUUCUCCACACCCUUGCCACCACUUGUUAUUAUCUGCCACUUAGAUUCUAGCCAUUCCAUGGAGUAGAAGCUGGCAUUUCGGCUGGGUACAGUGGUUCAUGCCUGUAAUCCCAGCACUUUGGAAGGCUGUGGCAGGAGGAUCACUUAAGCCCAGGAGUUUGAGGUUUGAGACCAGGCUG